CGACUAGGUUAGACGGAACAGCUUAAGAAAAUAACAGUAAAUUUUCGGUGUGUAUGUCCCCCCCGCGUGUGGAAAGCACCUCUCACAUGAUUCUUUGUGAAGAGGGUUUAUAAAUGGACUUCCCCUAUUACGUCACUUCAAUAACAACACACCUAUGACCUAUGACCCCAAAAUAAGGAAGACGCAGUUUUCGUUCAGUGUGUCUCUUGGCGUUGGUUUUGAUCGAGUCGGCGCAGAAGCAGGUGGAACUAAGGCCUAGGUGAAUAAGUGUCAACUGAACUCGACAACGAAGUGGACGCGCCCGACAAUAUGGCGGAGGCGAACCCUGACCCAGAGGCGAACCCUGGUCCGGAGGGGAACCUGGAUCCCGACCCUGAGGAAAAUCCAGACCCUGAAGAAAACUCCGACUAUGAAACGAUUCCAGAAGUGAAGGAGAGUCACUUCGUUCUCGGCCCGAUGAAACUGAGGACAAGUUUUGACAACUUGAAGAGAACCGUGUUCGUUGUAAUGGACCGGGACUUGACAGAUGACGAGGAGACCGCUCAAGUGAUAAUAGGAGAGGACUGUUCCGUUCGUGUGUACGGGUACCCAAAGUCAAGUUCAGCGCUCCCCAGACGGUCUCACCGCGUCAAAGAGGAGUACAUAUCCGAGGAAAACCUACUGUACGACAUGGCCCUGACACCCAGAGUUGUACUUGGCUUGGAGAGUUAUACCUCUAAAAACAAGAGACCGAAGCUGGCCCUUGCCCUUCCUUCAGACUACGGCGGUGCGGGACAAGAAGACUACAUCUUCAAGGCGUACAGCAGAUCUAAGGCGGCUGACGUCACAGUGAUGGAGGCUGUUCUCCGGGAGGGUCCGUUCAGAGACAUGAAGCAGGUGGAUGUCUUUAUUUCUCCCGACCAAGAAAUCCCGUCGGGCCUGGCUUUGAUCAACGUCUUCUCUUCCCACGUGUGUCUAGUCAACAGGCACAGCAAGCGCAAACCAGACACCAAGUACCCUAGGUUUUACAAGUCCAAGAAGAGAAGGAGCACCAUCCCCUGUGCCUACAUAGAAACCAAGCCACUACCACUCGUGGUCACGUACGAGGAGCUGACUCACUUCGACCCGUUGGAGGCCGGCCUUAGGUUUGAGGUAGCCAACAAGAUGCACUUCCUCCGCUGCGACCACGAGAGCGCUCUGGAGGUCAUCCAACACUUCGAGCUGCAUAAGUACGGGGAGAACUGGCCCCCUCUAUACAUCGCUGGGAAUGGACAACAACAAUACGACAAUGAGUCCAUACCUCCGUCGGGAUCUGAGGAAAGUGAUGAGGACGCCGUCUCCGGUGAUAUCCCCAUCUUCCUGCCUUGUCAGUCCCCCGUCACGAGGCAUUCCUGUUCUGAGGAGGCGGCGCACAUCUACCAGAACGAGUUCGUUACACGGAGGUGCGAGGAAGACCCUAAAGAGGGUUUUAUGGCAAACAUUGGCGUCUUUGGCGGGAAACCGACUGUCGGCGGGGACUGGCUCCUUCAGGUAUUCAUCUGUCCACUAAGGAAGUCACAGGAAGAAAUCAUGAGAGACUUCGCCAGACAGCAGCAGGAGGUGGUGUGCACGCUGAGAGCCUUCCAGGUCGUGCGGGACCUCUCAGUGUCUAUCGACCUCAGGGAGGGGUGGAACCAUGAAGGCGACAAAAUGAUGGAAGUGUCCAAGGAGGAGCUCCGUGGAGCGUUGAACGGGUCCUCACAGUUUCUGCACGACAUCUGCCUCCAGCACGAGGACACCUCACAGACCCGGUUCCGCGGCUCCAUCGUCAUCAGACAGGGCAUGGAGAAGACUCUGACUCUCAGGAUUCUCACAGACUACGAGCAGAAUCCAGAAAGUUUCCUCCGAGACGACCCAGGCCCGGAGCCGGCUUGUGGUGUCGUUCCUGCCGAGGAGACCCCUGACAACGACCGGGCUGACAAGUCCUGGCCGCUGGCCUACUCCAAGAGCAGACGGAUGUGCGAGCUGUUGGACGUGGAAUGCAUCUACGGGAACGACUGGAGGCUCUUUGCUGAGAAGAUAGGACUGGACUGUCAGACCCUGCCGGUGAUUGCCUCCAGAAGAGCGGGCUCUCCGACCGAGCACGUGUUGACACUGUGGCGGCAGGGCCACACGGACAGGCCGUACGACAAGAAGACUCUGGUCGAGAUCCUGCAGGAGAUGGGCAGACCAGACGUCAUCCAGGACUUACAGCUCAUAGCCCCGUUCUUGAGGAGAUUCAUGGUGUUGACAGUCACGGACGAGUCCAUCCAAGUGGGGUGGGAGGCAGGUAGCCCGGACCUGACGCACUGUAACCUGUACAUCAACCGCACUGCCAGGAUGGACGUCCUGCUUCGCAAGAAAUACACGGUGAAAGUCGAAGAGAAAUCCUUCACGUUUAGAGAACUGCAGCCUGGAACACAGUACACGAUCUGUAUUGAACCCUUGGUGCAGUUGGUGCGUGGAGAACGUAGUUCAAUCGUCCAGAGGACUCGACAGAAAGACAGGGUGGCUAUACCGACCGAGAAUUAACCAUCCCAUGCCGUAUCUAGCAUAUGUGCUCAUUUGCAUAACUCCACUGAUUGGUUAUCCUGUAGAAUUGAGUUAAUUGACCACCUGGCUGUGGUGUGCGACGACAGGUGUACGGUGUGAAUACUAGUAGUUUUCUUCCUUGAAUAUUUCGGCUUCCUUGAACCCCUCCAAAACGACCACCUGUCAAAAACUACCGCUUUUCCAAGGGUGGUCGUUUUGUGUAGUUUUGAUCAUUGUAUAUCAAUCUAUAACAAUGUUCGUUGAAUAUAAAUGCAACAUAAAAUAUAUUUUGAGGUUUUGGAUUAGCAGACUUUUGUCCUUAAUGUUGUGUAAUCAUAGUCGUCUUAAGUGUGUCUAUUCUGCUUGUUGUUUUCUUUAUGUCUUUAAUUGUCUUUUUGUCACAUUUCUGAAGAAUGUUGCAGCAACUGUGUACCAAAAUGUGCUGCAAAUACAUCAGUUUAUCAUUCCAACUCAAGUUGUAUUACGUACUGUGUUAAAAUAGGCUGAUGUGUCGAAGAAUGUCUGAACGUUAGAACCAGUAGUGUAAGUCAUCAGUUAAACUCCACAUGCAUGUUUGUUCAUAUAACGUUACUUGUACGUACUAGGUUCAGUUUGAAUCUACUCGCUUGCGUGUAACGUUAUUGUUGUAACGUUAGACCUUACAAAAUAUGAUGUACUUUUGUUGUUUGAAUAAAGGUUUGUUAAACCUGGU
Branchiostoma floridae (Florida lancelet) is the source of this 3241-nucleotide messenger RNA. RefSeq lists its product as uncharacterized. The transcript is spliced from 13 exons. Gene Ontology annotation, cellular component: membrane. Bases 310 to 2529 code for a protein of 739 amino acids. Gene Ontology annotation, molecular function: protein binding; netrin receptor activity. The record is from RefSeq and is a predicted model, not a curated record. Gene Ontology annotation, biological process: netrin-activated signaling pathway. Lineage: Eukaryota; Metazoa; Chordata; Leptocardii; Amphioxiformes; Branchiostomatidae.